AUGGGAACUCGAGGUCUUGAGAUUGUGCGCUUCAACAAGCGCUACUACAUUCGCUACCACCGGCUUGAUGGCUAUUUCGAAUGCCUCGGUGCUAAGAUCGUCGCAAAGAUCCCCGCCAGCGCAGAGGAGUAUCAGACAUGGCUUGGGUCGAUGCGGGCCAAAUACGCGGCCCUAGAAAACACCUUUGAACAACACAUCCACGAAAUCCGCGCUGGAAUCACGCCGGACUGCCGUCAGCUCGGGAAUCUAGCGGCACUUCCAUCUGAGUUGCCGCGAUUGGAUUGCUUUGACGCUCAAUACGUCUAUAUCAUCAACUUGGAUCAGGAAGUUCUCACAAUGGAUUUCAGCAUACACUGGAAGCUGAACAAUAUCCCACGUGAAGACGACCUCUGGAUUUCCGCUAUUAAGGAUAGCAUCUUCCCAUACAAGCUCACCAUCUGCCCUGAUACCUGUUCCGAAGAGCAUAUGGCAUCCCCAGCCUUAGAACUGCCAGCGAAGCACAGGAGAAUUCCCUAUCACUACCAUGUUGUGACCCCAAAAACACGCAUUGUGCAGGCGCGACAAGCAUUUCUUGUACACUUUCUCGCUGAAGUUAUGAUCGGAUACAAGGAUCAUAUUGUCCAAUUUGGUAGGGAGUGGGCUCCAGAUUCAUUUCCUUUUCGCGAAUUGACCUUUGCCCUCGUCUCAAUUGCCUCUGAUAAGGCCAAGUUUCAUUCACUAUCUACACAGCGGUGCAAUCCUCGGCGGUGCCAGUCAUUUUCCUGUGACCAAAAGCAUCUACCGGAGCCGUGGUUCGGGUUACUUGACCAAGAAUGGGUUAACGGUGGCGCUCCGUUGCUCGAGUUUGGGUCCAUGUCUCAUAGACCCGGCCAACCUCCAGGCGCAGCGCCCACUGAGACUAUGUACUGGCUGGAAGACGUGCUUAUCAGCAUUGUCAUGGUGGUUGACGGCAAAGCCAUCGGAAAGGCAGUCAAAUGGGGCUUGUCAUGGAAACAUAAUUUUCAGAUAGUUGUCAUGUCACUUUUCAAUGUAGCCUUUGCUGAGGUGACUUCUGGCUCUAGUGCGGAGAGACCAGUCGUUGAGGUCAGUGAACCCAUUAAUCUUUCGCCAUUGCGCAUAGACUACUGUAUGAGCACACACCCGCGUGAGAGACCAGUGAGAAAGCCUGGAAUGACCAUCACUAAACAGUAUGGGGAGCUCAUAAUGCAGUCACACUGUACGGGUACCGCUCGGAGGCUACGAAGCCAGUUUCCCGGACUGGCGGCGCUUGUGAACUUCUUUGAUGCGGCUGCAGGGCGCCAUGCAGCUUCCAAGCCAGCAACGGGUGCUUCUCUCCCGAUAGAACUGCUCAGUCUGAUUCUAGAUUUUGUCGAUUAUGAUACUUGGAAGACAUGUUUGACUGCCGCGACUGAGCUUCGCUCAUGCUGCCUUCGCAAAUACAGGCUUGACGAUCGCAUGAGCAUCAUUGCAGGCCCCUUCGUGAGGGUGCAAAGAUAUCAUGGUCAAAAUGAACGUCUGCUGUCGUAUAAUUUUGAAGAUGUUCGAACGGGUCAGACCGUUUCAAUGAUACACCACCCAAAUCGCUUCGGGACGGAGUGGAACUGGAGGCCGGUCAUCGGCAGCGGCGAGCGAGAGGCACUCCUUUUGGAUAUAGAUGUUCAGUUCGAGCCAGCUAAAGAUGUGCCCGUGGAGGUUGACAGCGAUGAUGAAAGGUCUUGA
Molecule: messenger RNA, 1719 nt
Organism: Monascus purpureus
Lineage: Eukaryota; Fungi; Ascomycota; Eurotiomycetes; Eurotiales; Aspergillaceae
Source: the annotation of a GenBank genome assembly